AUGGGGAAACUGCAGAGCAAAAUCAGCUUCCACACCUCCAAAUACAGGGCUGAUGGCUCCGUGGAAGAGACAGGACCUGUUCGAGCUGUUCAGCAGCACAGCCCCGUGCACACCAACGCCGUCACUUCUGUGGCUGCUCUCAAACCAGACCUGUGUGUGUCAGGAGGACGGGAUAAGAGCGUGGCUGUUUGCAGCUGGAGAUCUGGGGCUGCGCUGCGGCAGUUCAACGGGCACGAGCGGGAGGUCACCAAGGUCACCUCUGCCCUUGACUCAAACAGAGUCUUCAGUGCAUCCCGGGACAAGACAGUGAUGAUGUGGGAGCUUCACAGGACUUCGGGGCCAAGCCAGCACUUCCCAGGACAUGACCUGGUUGUUACUGGACUGGCUGUGAGCCCGGAUGCUUCCCAGCUGUGCACAGGUUCACGAGACAACACCGUGUGCAAGUGGGACACAGAGACUGGAGAGUGUCUGGGCAGAACUGCUAUCUCCAGGAAUCUGGUCACACAUCUGUGCUGGGUUCCUGGGGAGCCUUACGUUGCCCAGGCCUCAGAGGAUAAAACAAUCAGGAUCUGGGACAGCCGGGAGCUGCAGGUGGCACACAUGUUUCCAGCCAAGCGGCACAUUCAGACGUGCUGCGAUGUGAGCCAAGACGGGCGGUACUGCCUCAGCAGCAGCAGUGGCUCUGCUGGGGAGGGCGGCGAGGCGACCCUGUGGGACUUACGGCAGACAAGGAACCAAGUGUGUGAGUACAAAGGGCAUUUCGAGACCACAACCUCGUGCGUCUUCCUUCCACGGGGCCCAGCUCUCACCCCCAGUAUUGCCACGUCCUCGUACGACAGCACAGUGAAGGUCUGGGACCAAGACACUGGAGCCUGCCUGGCCACCUUGUGCCUCGAGGGAUCGGGACCACUGGCCUCGCUGGCCGUCUGCGACAGCUCCACACUGCUCUGUGCCAGUUUUAACUCGGGAAUUCAUGUACUCCAGAUGAGUGACCAUGCAGACCCGGUGCUGGAGGAGGUGGCAGUGUUUUGA
Molecule: messenger RNA, 1032 nt
Organism: Pelecanus crispus (Dalmatian pelican)
Lineage: Eukaryota; Metazoa; Chordata; Aves; Pelecaniformes; Pelecanidae
Gene: WDR31
Product: WD repeat domain 31
Molecular function (GO): protein binding
Source: RefSeq, a predicted model, not a curated record